Morus notabilis is the source of this 3453-nucleotide messenger RNA. Its product is annotated as poly [ADP-ribose] polymerase 1. Gene Ontology annotation, molecular function: zinc ion binding; NAD binding; DNA binding. The transcript has 20 exons. Bases 154 to 3153 code for a protein of 999 amino acids. Lineage: Eukaryota; Viridiplantae; Streptophyta; Magnoliopsida; Rosales; Moraceae. The record is from RefSeq and is a predicted model, not a curated record. Gene Ontology annotation, cellular component: nucleus.
AAAAAAAAGAAAGCUUAUAGGAGAAGCUAAACGCAGAGAUUCACCAAGAUUCCCCUUUUGGUCUUUGCCUUUCCCCAAUUUCUGUGUAUAUAUUGUUUGAGGUAGCUUCGCACAGAGAGAGAGAAGAGAGAGAAAGGUUAUAGAAGUGAAAAAAUGGCGAAGAUUGAGAACCAAAAGCCAUGGAAAGUGGAGUAUGCGAAGUCGGCCCGGUCGUCGUGCAAGAGCUGCAAGAGCAACAUUGGCAAGGAGGUUCUCCGCCUCGGCAAGAUGGUUCAGGCCACCCAGUUCGACGGCCUCAUGCCCAUGUGGAACCAUGCAACUUGCAUACUGAAGAAGGCAAAGCAGAUUAAAUCUAUUGAUGAUGUUGAGGGCAUAGAGCAACUUCGGUGGGAAGACCAGCAGAAGAUCAGAGCAUACGUGGAGAACAGUGGUGCUGCUCAACCCUCAAAACCAGAAGCCGUCAAGAAUGUGGAAUGUAAUAUUGAAGUUUCUCAAACUUCUCGUGCCACUUGCAGAACCUGCAGUAAAAAAAUCUCUAAAGGAGAGGUUCGUAUAUCCACCAAGCCCGAGGGUCAAGGAGCUAGGGGCUUGGCUUGGCACCAUGCCAAUUGUUACAUGGAAUCCUCUCCAUCUACUCGAGUGGAGAAAUUGUUAGGAUGGGAGACCCUCCCGGCUUCUGAUCAGGCGGCUCUGCAGUCCCUGGUCAAGGAGGUUCCUUCUAGUGCGAAAAGUGGAAAACAAAUCAAUGCAGAGGAAGAUGAAGAACUGAAGCAGUCAUCUACCAAAGCUGGUGCAAAACGGAGAAAGGAUGUUGGUGCGGAUCAGAAGUCUAAAGUUGCAAAAGCUGUUGGUGAUGUGUCAACAAGCAGGAGCCAACCGGUGGGGAAUAAUAAUCAUGUGGAUGAGAAGAACUCAAAAGCAUCUGAUUUAGAGACCAAACUAGAGGCCCAGACUAAAAAACUGUGGGAAUUGAAAGACGAGCUCAAAAAGCAUGUCACAACAGCUGAGUUGCGUGAAAUGCUUGAGGCCAAUGGUCAAGAUUCAACGGGGUCCGAGCUUGAUUUGCGCGAUCGCUGCGCUGAUGGCAUGAUGUUUGGAGCACUUUCUAGCUGCCCACUUUGUUCUGGUUGUCUUUGUUAUUCUGCUAGCAUGUACCGGUGCCACGGUUACCUGUCAGCUUGGAGCAAGUGUAGUUUCUCCACUCGUGAGCCAGAACGUCUUAAAGCAAAGUGGAAAGUCCCAGAAGAUACAAAUAAUCAAUAUCUUAGCAAGUGGCUUAAAUCGCAAGACGUUGGAAAACCUGCACGGAUACUGCCUCCACUGUCGCCUACCAGUUAUUGUGGAAGCCAAGCUAUUAAUGGUCAAUCUCAAUCAUCCAAUGGUGGACGCUUGGCAGAUUUGAAAGUUGCUUUUUCAGGAUUAGCUGAAGAAAACAUGGAGGAAUGGAAGAGGAAAGUCAAGGCCGCAGGUGGAGAUGUUCACGCCAAGCUCAAGAAAGAUACAAACUGUUUAGUUGUGAGUGGAUCGGAUGACCAAUCUGCCGAGAUUAGGAAGGCAAGGAGGAUGAAAAUACCAAUCGUUAGGGAGGAUUAUCUGGUUGAUUGCUUUAAAAGACAAAAGAAGCUUCCAUUUGAUCUUUACAAGGUGGAAGCCAUUGGUGAGUCCUCUAGCAUGGUAACUGUCAGAGUGAAAGGACGAAGUGCUGUGAAUGAAUGCUCUGGUAUGCAAGAUUCUGGUCACAUACUUGAGGAUGGGAAAAGCAUCUAUAAUACGACAUUGAACAUGUCUGACUUAUCAACCGGAAUCAACAGUUACUACAUCCUCCAAAUAAUCCAAGAUGAUAAGAGUUCUGAUUGCUACGUAUUCCGUAAAUGGGGUCGGGUGGGGAAUGAAAAAAUUGGAGGAGACAAAAUAGAAGAGAUGUCAAAAUCAGAUGCAAUCUCUGAAUUUAAACGCCUAUUCCUUGAGAAGACUGGAAAUCCAUGGGAAGCGUGGGAACAAAAGCAUAAUUUCCAGAAGCAGCCGGGCAGAUUUUUCCCCUUGGAUAUCGAUUAUGGUGUUAACAAACAAGUAUCAAAGAAAAAUCAGACAAAGGAGGAAAGCAAACUUGCUCCUCCUUUAGCAGAGCUGAUGAAGAUGCUAUUCAAUGUGGAGACAUACAGAGCUGCUAUGAUGGAAUUUGAGAUCAACAUGUCGGAAAUGCCACUCGGAAAACUGAGCAGAAAUAAUAUCCAAAAAGGAUUUGAGGCACUGACUGAAAUACAGAAUCUAUUAAAUAGCAAUACUCGCGACCCUUCCAUUAAAGAAAGCUUGAUUGUUGAUGCUAGCAAUCGGUUUUUCACUGUCAUCCCUUCCAUACAUCCACAUGUCAUUAGGGAUGAGGAUGAUUUUAAAUCAAAGGUGAAAAUGUUAGAAGCUCUCCAGGACAUUGAGAUUGCUUCAAGAUUAGUUGGUUUUGAUGUUGAUAAUGAUGACUCUCUUGAUGAUAAGUACAUGAAGCUCGGAUGUGAUAUUGUUCCACUUCCCCAUGACAGCGAUGAUUACCAGUUAAUUGAGAAAUAUCUGCUCACUACUCAUGCUCCUACUCAUACGGAUUGGAGUCUUGAGCUUGAAGAAGUCUUUUCACUUGAAAGGCAAGGGGAGUAUGAUAAGUUCCAUCCCCACAGACAAAAGCUUGGCAAUAAAAUGCUCCUUUGGCAUGGUUCUCGGUUGACAAACUUUGUGGGCAUCCUUAGUCAGGGACUGAGAAUAGCUCCUCCUGAAGCUCCAGCUACUGGUUACAUGUUUGGCAAGGGGAUUUAUUUUGCUGAUCUUGUCAGUAAGAGUGCUCAAUAUUGCUAUACUGAUACGAAAAAUUCUGUUGGUCUCAUACUUCUGAGUGAAGUGGCCUUAGGAGAGGUCUAUGAGCUCACAAAGGCUAAGUACAUGGAUAAACCUCCUGAAGGAAAGCAUUCCACAAAAGGGCUUGGCAAGAAGGUGCCUCAGAAGUCUGAAUAUGUUAAGUGGAGGGAUGAUGUUGUUGUUCCUGCUGGAAAACCAGUGGGAUCGAAUGUCAGGGCCUCUGAGCUGAUGUACAACGAGUACAUUGUGUAUAAUACCGCUCAAGUUAAAAUGCAAUUCUUGUUGAAGGUGCGGUUUCAUCACAAGAGGUAAGGGGGAUGCUAAAAAUGGAUGUUCAGUAUUUUGUUGAUGAUGUACAGUGCGGUUGUGUAUUCCGAAAAUCAACUGAUAAUCCUCUUCUGCAUUUCACAAAUCUGGAUAAGAUCUCAUUUUGGGGAUUACUGGAGAUCUUUCAGCUUUUGCUUCUCCCUAUGUAAAGGAAUGAAUUUAACCAUCGAAAGUAACGAUGCCUAAUUAUUUUCUGCAAUACUAUGUUUGAUCGUUACUUUCAAUAUAUGCUUCCUUUGCUUCUUACUCUCUAGCUAUGUAUGAAACCUCAAGGAUUUGUCCUGA